AUGGAAAUUGUGUAUUUGAACCGCAUAGCUCUAGCUUUGCGCCAAUGCGGGCGAGUUCGCGCCUCGAAUCACGGCAAAUCAUUUCACUGCCAAUUGAUCAAGCUCGGCGUUUCGAAUGACGUGUUCCUUGCCAACAAUCUGAUUUCCAUGUACGUUGGAUUUCCUUGUUUAGAAGACGCACGGAAAGUGUUCGAUGAAAUGCCUGACAAGAACGUUGUUACAUGGACCACAAUGGUCUCUGGUUAUACUAAUUGUGGGAAACCUGAAAAGGCUGUGAGGCUAUAUACCGAGAUGUUGGAGUCUGAUUCAGAGACGCCCAAUGGGUUCAUGUACUCUGCGGUUCUUAAAGCUUGUGGCAUGGCGGGUUACAUCAGAACGGGUAAAUUGAUUCAUGAGAGGAUAUCUAGUGAUAGGUUGGAGUUUGACACUGUUUUGAUGAAUGCCCUUUUGGACAUGUACGUAAAAUGUGGGAGUUUGAGUGAUGCUAAGAAAGUUUUUGAUGACAUGUCGAGUAAAAACACCACUUCGUGGAACACGAUCAUUUCAGGGUACACUAAGGCUGAUUUGAUAGAUGAGGCAGUGAAUUUGUUUCAUCAAAUGCAAGAGCCAAAUGUUGUAUCUUGGAACAGCAUUAUUGCUGGUUUCGCAAUCAAUGGAAGCCCACGUGCUUUUGAAUUUAUGUGUUUAAUGCACCGAGAAGGCCUCAGACUCAAUGGUUUUACUUUCCCGUGUGCUCUUAAAACCUGCGGUCGCCACGGUUUGCUAGCUUCUGGGAAACAGAUUCACUGUUAUGCCACAAAGUCAGGUUUUGAGUCUGACUGUUUUACUGUGUCAGCUCUGGUUGAUAUGUAUUCAAAUUGCAAUGGACUGACUGAAGCCAUAAAGCUGUUUGAUCAGCACUCAAGGUGCAAUGCUUCCAUUUCUGAUAGUUUGGCACUUUGGAAUUCUAUGCUUUCAGGAUAUGUCAUUAACGAACACAAUAGUGCAGCUUUGGAUUUAGUUUCAAAAAUCCAUUGCUCCGGUGCAUGCAUGGAUUCCUACACUUUCAGUGGUGCUUUAAAGGCUUGCAUCAACUUACUCAACUUGAGACUUGGUCGUGAAGUGCAUGGCUUGGUUGUCACCACAGGGUAUGAGUUAUAUCAUAUUGUUGGAAGCAUUCUUAUAGAUCUCUAUGCAAGACUGGGGAACAUUAAGGAUGCAUUAGGAUUGUUUAACAGGCUUCCGAAAAAAGACACUGUAGCUUGGUCUGGUUUGAUCGUAGGGUGUGCUACAAAGGGACUAAGCUGGCUAUCCUUUUCACUGUUUCGGGAUAUGGUGUAUUUCGAUAUUGAAGUAGAUCAAUUUGUCAUUUCGUUUAUUCUGAAAGUUUGUUCUAGUUUGACCUCUCUUGGAAGUGGCAAACAGGUUCAUGCUUUCUGUGUUAAGAGUGGAUAUGAAUCUGAGGAAGUUGUAGUAACAUCCCUGCUUGAUAUGUACUCAAAAUGUGGUGAAAUUGAGGAUGGGUUAGCUCUGUUUGAUUCUUUGGAAGAAAGAGACACUGUAUGUUGGACCGGGAUAAUUGUGGGGUGUGGGCAAAAUGGAAGAGCAGAUGAAGCAAUUAGAUUAUUCCAUCAGAUGAUAGAAGCAGGAUUGAAGCCAAAUGAAAUUACAUAUCUAGGUGUUCUUUCUGCCUGUAGGCAUGCUGGACUAGUUGAAGAGGCACGGACCAUAUUCAAUUCCAUGAAAAUUGAACAUGGAGUGGAACCUGGUUUAGAGCAUUAUUAUUGCAUGGUUGACAUUCUCGGUCAAGCUGGAUACUUUAAAGAGGCAGAACAGUUAAUUGCUGAGAUGCCAUUUGAGCCUGACCCAAUCAUAUGGAGAACAUUGCUCGGGGCCUGUGGAACUCAUAAAAACACUGAACUUGUUAAUGUUAUUGCUGAUCACAUUCUCACAACUUUACCAGAAGACCCUUCCACAUAUGUGACACUUUCAAAUGUUUAUGCAGAAUUGGGAAUGUGGAAUGAUUUAAGCAAGGUUAGAGCAGCUGUCAAGAAAGUGGGUGCAAAAGAAGCAGGAAGGAGCUGGAUUGAAGUUUCAAGUUAA
Molecule: messenger RNA, 2082 nt
Organism: Prunus armeniaca (apricot)
Lineage: Eukaryota; Viridiplantae; Streptophyta; Magnoliopsida; Rosales; Rosaceae
Source: the annotation of a GenBank genome assembly